UACACUGACUGAAAUGCCGCCCCGAUAUAUUUACGUUCAUGUUAAGCGAACAGAGACAGAAAAUUCCUCUCUUUUCAUCAGAUUACAAAGCGAUUGAUCAGCUGAGAAUUCUCCCUCCAGUUUAAAGAUGGAAGCAGCGAAUGUCAUGGAUUCGGAAGCUGUUCAAAAGCCUAAAGUCAUCUACCGCUGUAAAAAGUGCAGAAGAAUCGUUGCUUCAGAGGAAAGCAUAGUUCCUCACGAACGCGGAAAGGGCGAGCAAUGUUUCAAAUGGAGAAAGAGAAGCGGGGAGAAGGAACCGACCCAAUGUUCCUCCGUAUUUGUGGAGCCCUUGAAGUGGAUGCAACCAGUGCAAGAAGGGUAUGUGGAAGAGAAACUUCAGUGCAUGGGCUGCAAAGCUCGAUUGGGUUCCUUCAAUUGGGCUGGUAUGCAAUGCAAUUGUGGAGCUUGGGUUAAUCCUGCUUUUCAGUUGCAUAAAAACCGGUUGGAUGAGUGCCAUAUGUGACCUGUCCCAGCCUUACUGUUGCUUUAUAGGAGAGUAAGAAGAAGUUCCAGUGGUUAUCUUGUAAAGUCGAUUAGUGGGUUGAUACUCAGAGAUUAACAUUUGUAGAUGAUUUUUAAGAUUUUUUAGUUAGCCUUGAUGAAUUGAUGGUUAUUUUUAUGAAAUUACUGCCGUUUUCUUUUCGUCA
Theobroma umbraticum is the source of this 686-nucleotide messenger RNA. Its product is annotated as dual specificity protein phosphatase-like protein. Gene Ontology annotation, biological process: protein dephosphorylation. The record is from RefSeq and is a predicted model, not a curated record. Gene Ontology annotation, molecular function: protein tyrosine/serine/threonine phosphatase activity. Lineage: Eukaryota; Viridiplantae; Streptophyta; Magnoliopsida; Malvales; Malvaceae.